CUCGUCACGCAGCGUCAGUCUGGAGUCGCACAAUUAUGAAAAAGCAACCUUCCGUUGGAGCUGCAGCCGAAGCGGAUCUCUCCAGCCUCCACCGAGCUUUCCUCCCAAGGCUAACCGAGAGCACCGGCGAUAGAUGGAUAAAAGCCACGACACAGCUCUUCCUGAGUCUCAACGGUGAAGAGAAUGUCCCAGAAACCCUGGAUAGAAAGCACUUUCACCAAGAGGGAAUGUGUGUACGUACUUCCAGUGUCAAAGGACCCCCACAGAUGCCUUCCAGGAUGCCAGAUCUGCCAGCAGCUGGUCCGGUGCUGCUGUGGGCGGCUGGUGCGGCAGCAUGUUGGCUUCACAGCCAGCCUGGCCACCAAGUACUCGGACGUGAAGCUGGGUGAAAACCCCAGCCUCACUAUGCCCGAGCUGGAGGAGUGGUCGGUGGAAAAACACACAGAGGCGAGCCCCACUGACGCCUAUGGUGUCAUCAACUUCCAGGGAGGGUCUCACUCAUACAGAGCCAAGUAUGUGCGUUUGUCCCACGACUCGCGGCCGGAGAGCACCCUGCGCCUGAUGCUGAAGGAGUGGCAUAUGGAGCUACCCAAGAUCCUCAUCUCUGUCCAUGGAGGAGUUCAGAACUUUGAGCUCCACCCGCGUAUCAAGCAGGUGGUGGGCAAGGGCCUCAUCAAAGCUGCAGUCACCACUGGGGCCUGGAUUCUCACCGGAGGGGUCAACACAGGUGUGGCAAAGCAUGUGGGUGAUGCUCUCAAAGAGCACUGUUCCAGAUCAUCAAAGAAAAUUUGCACUAUCGGGAUCUCGCCCUGGGGAGUCAUUGAAAACAGGAACGAUCUCAUCGGCAGAGACAUCAUCGCUCCGUAUCAGACACUACUGAACCCUCUAAGCAAACUCAAUGUUCUCAACAAUCUUCAUUCCCAUUUCCUCCUGGUGGACGACGGGACAGUGGGCAAGUACGGCGCUGAGGUCAAACUGCGGCGGGACCUGGAGAAGCACAUCAACCUCCAAAGAAUACAUGCACGUAUUGGUCAGGGGGUUCCUGUUGUGGCCCUCAUCCUUGAGGGAGGUCCCAAUGUGAUUCUGACUGUGCUGGAGUACCUUCAGGAGAGCCCUCCUGUCCCAGUGGUGGUGUGUGAGGGGACGGGGCGAGCAGCGGACAUUUUGGCCUACGUUCACAAGCAGACCGAGGAGGGAGGCGGUCUUCCUGAUGGAGUGGAGACUGACAUCAUCGCAACCAUCAAGAAAACCUUCAACUUCAGCCAGAGCGACGCCAUCCACCUCUUUCAAACUCUAAUGGAGUGCAUGAAGAGCAAAGAACUGAUCACUGUGUUUCACAUCAGCUCAGAGGAUCACCAGGACAUUGAUGUAGCCAUUCUGAGGGCAUUACUCCAAGGCACAAAUGCAUCUGCCUUCGAUCAGCUGGUCCUGACUCUGGCCUGGGAUCGUGUAGACAUUGCCAAGAAUCAUGUGUUUGUGUACGGACGGCAGCUCCUGGUGAGCUCUCUGGAGCAAGCCAUGCUGGAUGCACUGGUGAUGGACAGGGUGGAUUUUGUCAAGUUGCUUAUAGAAAAUGGUGUGAGCAUGCACCGUUUUCUGACAAUCAGUCGGCUGGAGGAGCUCUACAACACGAAACAGCAUCCCAACAACCCAACACUCCUCCACCUGGUUAGAGAUGUUAAACAGAGUCAUCUGCCUCCAAAUUAUAAAAUCACUUUGAUUGACGUGGGUCUGGUUAUUGAGUUCCUCAUGGGCGGGACUUACCGGUGCAACUACACCAGGAAACGCUUCCGAAUCAUUUACAACAAUCUCCAUGGCAACAAUAGGAGAUCAGGGCGCCAUUCAGCAGGUUCUGGCUCUCAUUUGAGGAAAAGCCAUGAGGCUUUCAGCAUGCAGGCUGACAAGAAGGAGAAGACGAGGCACAACCACUUCAUUAAGACUGCACAGCCGUACAAACCCAAGCCCGAGUCUUCCACAGAGCAGAACAAAAAGAGGAGCAAAGAAGAGAUUGUGGACAUAGACGACCCAGAGACGCGGCGGUUCCCCUACCCUUUCAAUGAGCUCUUGGUGUGGGCUGUGCUGAUGAAGAGACAGAAAAUGUCGCUGUUCUUCUGGCAGCAUGGUGAGGAAAACAUGGCAAAGGCACUGGUGGCCUGUAAACUGUGCCGCUCGAUGGGAUACGAGGCCAAGAAGAGCGACGUGGUAGAUGACACGUCAGAGGAGCUCAAGGAGUAUUCAAAUGAGUUUGGGACACUAGCUGUGGACCUGCUCGAGCAGUCAUUCAGACAGGACGAGACCAUGGCCAUGAAGCUGCUCACCUACGAGCUGAAGAAUUGGAGCAACUCUACCUGUUUGAAGCUGGCUGUCUCCUCCCACUUAAGGCCUUUUGUGGCUCACACCUGCACCCAGAUGCUGCUGUCGGACAUGUGGAUGGGACGGCUGAACAUGCGCAAGAACUCCUGGUACAAGGUGAUUCUGAGUAUGUUGGUGCCUCCUGCCAUCCUUCUGUUGGAGUACAAAUCCAAGGCUGAGAUGGCUCACAUCCCUCAGAGUCAGGAUGAUCACCAGAUGACCAUGGAGGACAGCGAACACAACUUUCAGAACAUACCUGAAGACAUCCAAAUGGAUGUGUUCAAGGAGACCAGAUCCCAAGACCAAGUGGAGGUGAAAAAUGACAUGGAGCCGCUCGUUCGAACCAGGAAGCUGCCGUUAACUAGGAAGAUUUAUGCCUUCUACCACGCUCCCAUUGUCAAGUUCUGGUCCAACACGCUCUUCUACCUGGGCUUCUUGAUGUUCUAUUCGUAUGUGGUCCUUGUGAAAAUGCCCGAAUCGCCUUCAGCUCAAGAGUGGGUGGUCAUCCUCUACAUCUUCACCUCUGCCAUUGAGAAAAUUCGAGAGAUGUUCAUGUCUGAAGCUGGCAAAAUAAGCCAGAAGAUAAAGGUGUGGUUCAGUGACUAUUUCAACUUGUCCGAUUUUCUGGCCAUUGUGAUCUUCUUCAUCGGCUUUGGCCUGAGGUUGGGCGGAGGCGAUGCCUUUGUCCCUGGCCGGACAGUUUACUGUCUCAAUAUCAUCUUCUGGUAUGUGCGACUCCUGGAUAUCCUGGCUGUCAACCAACAAGCUGGACCUUAUGUCAUGAUGAUCGCUAAAAUGGUGGCGAACAUGUUUUAUAUUGUAGUUAUAAUGGCGAUAGUCCUGUUGAGUUAUGGCGUACCCAGGAAAGCUAUUCUGUACCCAGCAGAGGAGGCAAGUUGGACACUGGCCAAAGAUGUGGUUUUCCAGCCGUACUGGAUGAUGUACGGGGAAGUGUAUGCCUAUGAAAUCGAUGUGUGUGCCAACAACAGUGACUCAUCAGUGAAGCCCCUGUGUACGGCAGGAGUGUGGCUGACUCCUCUCCUACAAGCAGUCUACCUCUUUGUACAGUAUAUACUUAUGGUCAACCUUCUCAUUGCCUUCUUUAACAAUGUGUAUAUUCAAGUGAAGUCCAUUUCUAAUCUGGUUUGGAAGUACCAGCGCUACCACUUCAUUAUGGCCUACCACGAGAAGCCUGUCCUCCCACCGCCCUUCAUCCUCCUCUGCCAUAUCUACUCCCUCUUCUGUAUGUGUCGAAAGAGGAAGAAGGAGAAUACCUACGGACCAAAGCUGUUUCUAACUGAGGAAGAUCAAAAGAAGCUUCACGAUUUUGAGGAGCAGUGUGUGGAGACAUACUUCCAUGAAAAAGAUGAUCAGUUUCACUCGGGGAGUGAGGAGAGAAUACGUCUUACCUCAGAAAGAGUUGAGACCAUGUGUUUGCAGCUGAGGGAGGUCGGGAACAAGGUCACCUUUAUAAAACGCUCUUUGCACACUCUGGACUCUCAGAUCGGCCACCUGCAGGACCUCUCAGCUCUAACUGUGGAUACUCUGAAGACCCUCACUGCCCAGAGGGCGUCGGAGGCCAGCAAGGUCCACAAUCAGAUCACCCGGGAACUCAGCCUGUCUAAAAAUGUGGGCCCCAGCAUCGCGCCUGUGGCAUCCGACACAGGCCCCCACUCUAAAUCGUCCGGGAUAGGCAAACGCAGUGCAGGGCCCUACUUCGCCUCCUCUUUCCCCGAAACGGGAGUCGAUAUAGCAGAUUCUCUGUUCGGGAUUGGUGUAGGGGGAGGGGCUGGAACGGAAGGUGGCAGGCGAGUCGGGCCCACCCCUGGAGCAGAACAGGGGCUGGACCCCAACCUCAACCCAGCGAGUCCAGAGAGGAGGGACUUGUUUGGCCUCGGCCACCUUGCUGCAGAGGCUAGCUGCUCAGGCAGUGCUGGCUCCAGUGCCGGCUCCAGUGCCUUUGUCCAUAGUGCUGCGGCCUUUUCCCCUCCGGAGCUGCGUCUCCGAGGCCGCUCUCUCACUCAGAGUAAGCUGACCCGUCCACAAGAGCCGGGCUUUUCCGACUCCCCAUCCAGCCUACCCAACGUACCCUCCCCCGGAGCUCAGUUCCAUAUCAGCAGCACCCCUUCCCAGCCCAGUGGCUCCAGCCACCCGGAGCUCGCUCUGGCUAGGCUUUACCAGCAACCUCUCGAACCAGACAGCACCACUGUAGAGUUUGGUGCAUUUGUUGGACAUAAAGAUAAUCUGGACGUCCAGCACUCAACACCAAAAGAGACCUCCUCCUCCAGCAGACAGCAAAGCCCGGCCACAAAGACCAGAUCACAGGCUCAUCCUGAAAGUCUUGGUCACAUCAGAGCUGUCAACUCUUAUGCUGGUUUCACAGAGUUUGACAGAAAACCAGCUUUUCUCCAUCCUGACUCCAAUCUGAAGAAGAGGGACAGAAGCAGAGUGUCGGCUGAAGACAUCCUCAUCCAUGAGGACCCCAGGGCUUCAGUAUUGGAAAAAGUUCAGGUCAAAUCAGCCCAAGCCAGCAGCCUAAGAGCCCCGGGCGAGGAUACUCCAAAUGUUCCAGCUGCAGUUUCUCUCUACACGCCACGCCACGCCCACCUGGGAGCCAGGAAGGACUCUAUUGGCUCUCCUUUCAAGCCCAUGGAAAGCUACACUGUUGAACGCAACAACUUGAUGAGGCUGUCGCAGAGCAUCCCUUUCACUCCUGUGCCCCUAGAGGUGAGUCUGGGGGAGCCGGUGACCGUGUACCGACUGGAGGAGAGUUCUCCCAACACCAUCAACAACAGCAUGUCUUCCUCCCAGCGGGGCCUCUGUGCCAAAAUAGAGUUCCUCAGCAAGGAGGAGAUGGGUGGAGGACUCCGGCGAGCCCUCAAGGUGCUCUGCACCUGGUCAGAGUACGACCUCCUGAAACCAGGUCACCUGUAUAUAGUCAAGUCCUUCCUUCCCGAGGUGGUCCAGACCUGGCAGAGUAUCUACAAAGAGGACACUGUGCUGCACCUUUGUCUCAGGUCGGGGAGAUUCUGACAGAUCCUUCGGUCAUAAAGAGCGGAGAGAAGGGAUCAUAUGAUAUGAUAUUUGGACCGGCCAACCUGGGGGAUGAUGCCAUCAGGAACUUCCGCGCAAAACACCACUGCAACUCCUGCUGUCGCAAACUCAAACUUCCUGACCUGAAGAGGAACGAGUACACACCAGACAAGGUGACGUUCCCACAAGAAGACCCCCCCAACCCGGGGGCCGGCGCCAAGGAGUCCCGCCAAUCAAUGAGGUUGAUGCUGUGAUGAGCUCAGGGUGAGAGAGAGAGAGGAUGAGAACAAUCACGCGGCCGCACUGUUCGGAUUUUGACUUGAGUCGAAGCCAAGGAGGAGAAAUGUGCAUCCAAUCAACUGGAAGAACCACACCUGGGUUUCCAUGAAAACCAGUGCAUGCAGACUGUGUCAUGUUUUUGUUAUUCCCACCGAAAUGCUGUGCUACACACAAUUCAAGCAUUGCAACCUUUGUUUUGUAGCACAUACACGCAGGGGAAUAUUGUGUACACAUUUACACAUAUAAAUAUAUAUAUAUAAUAUAAAAACUGGAUAUAUCGACAGGUACAAUAUCAUUGCAGAAGAUUUAUUAUUUAUUAUGUUUGAGAAGUUGCUGUGUUUUAAAGAAAAGGAGAAAAAAUGAAAUUAACAAAUCAAGUGCACUGCGCUUCCGUUACAGCAGCUUCAGAGAGGACGGCCUGCUGACACUCAGUCACUGCAGGUAGUUGCCAUCAGAUCAUUUUUAUAAAUGUGUAAAGACUUGUAUCACAGAUUUUUGUCAAUUACUUAAUGAAAAUAUACAUGAAUUUGAAAAUCUUGUAAAAUAUGGGCAGAUUGCAAUGCAACUUUUACAGAACAUUGUAUGUAAUUUUAUUGUAUUGAAAGUGUGUCAACCAAAAUAUUACUGAUAGUUUUUAUUGUUACAAAGGUACUACUGCUAUAUCUUUGUCAUCAACUAUUGUAUGAGCAAUCUAGUGUAUCUUAUAGAUACUGUUAUCUGGCAUGAGCUGAACAGAUUCAAAUAUUUUAUUCAGGGGAACUGUCAAACGUAAGGGUAUUACUGUAUACAUUUUGUACUGGAUAUCAUUUUAAACAAAUAAAAUGGAAAUAAAAAAGAAA
Pleuronectes platessa (European plaice) is the source of this 6503-nucleotide messenger RNA. Its product is annotated as transient receptor potential cation channel subfamily M member 7-like. Gene Ontology annotation, molecular function: ATP binding; calcium channel activity; protein serine/threonine kinase activity. Gene Ontology annotation, biological process: monoatomic cation transmembrane transport; calcium ion transport; monoatomic cation homeostasis. The record is from RefSeq and is a predicted model, not a curated record. Gene Ontology annotation, cellular component: membrane. Lineage: Eukaryota; Metazoa; Chordata; Actinopteri; Pleuronectiformes; Pleuronectidae.